Xenopus laevis (African clawed frog) is the source of this 2585-nucleotide messenger RNA. It is a transcript of the gene xbp1.L, whose product is annotated as X-box binding protein 1 L homeolog. The record is from RefSeq and is marked provisional. Gene Ontology annotation, cellular component: endoplasmic reticulum membrane; nucleus; cytoplasm. Lineage: Eukaryota; Metazoa; Chordata; Amphibia; Anura; Pipidae. Gene Ontology annotation, molecular function: DNA-binding transcription factor activity; DNA-binding transcription factor activity, RNA polymerase II-specific; sequence-specific DNA binding. Gene Ontology annotation, biological process: endoplasmic reticulum unfolded protein response; regulation of DNA-templated transcription; negative regulation of apoptotic process.
UCCCUGUCCCCCGUCUCCCAAUCUACCCCACAGAUCCCCUGCACCCCUUCAACAUGGUGGUCGUGGGAGCCCCCAAAGUGAUCUUUAUUCCCGGGAAUCAGUGUGAGCAGGCCGACGCCUUGGGAUCCGUAAUGUUACCCAUAAGCAGCCCGAGCAGUCCGGAGUCCGUCAGCAAUGAGCAACCCCCAAGGAAGAGACAGAGACUCACCCACCUUAGCUCGGAGGAAAAAGCGCUUAGAAGAAAAUUAAAAAACAGAGUAGCAGCACAGACUGCUCGGGACAGGAAAAAAGCCAGAAUGAGUGAACUGGAACAGCAAGUGAUAGAUUUAGAAAUGGAGAAUGAGAAGCUUUUAAUUGAAAACCAGAUUUUAAGAGAAAAAUCUCAUGGCUUGUUGACUGAAAACCAGGAGCUACGCCAAAGAUUGGGCCUAAGCACCCUGGAGUUAAAGAAAGAAGAAGAAGAAGAAUCACAGGAGCUGAAUCAGUCCAGAAAAGAUAAAGUCAGGCCGGAGACCGGGUCCGCUGAGUCCGCAGCAGGAGCAGGCCCAGAUGUCUCUGAACCUGACAGUGUCUACAUGGAUCCUGACAGCCCUGACACUUCAGACUCUGAGUCUGAUCUCUUGUUGGGCCUUCUGGAAAGCCUGGACUCAGACUUGUUGCUUGCCUAUGAAGGAGCACUUGCUGGAAGCCCAGAUGAAGAGCUCAAGGGAGAAGAAUCAGAUUCCAUAUCCUCCUCCCCAUCUUCUCCUGUGGGGACCCCAUCAGCCAAGCUGGACGCCAUUAAUGAACUGAUCCGAUUCGAUCACGUGUACACCAAGCCACUAAGCACAGAGGAAGACUCUGCGCAAGGUGUUGAGACCAGCAUAGUAGUUAAAAUGGAGGAAGCAUCUUUCAGCCCUACCUGCGAAGAUGACCUGACCUGUGUGAAACAGGAACCACAAGAAGAUGACCUAGUCCCCAUCCUCGGAAUGCAAAGCUUUUUGCCCUGUUCUGAAAACAACCUUGAAAAAUCAUCUAACAUAUUGGAUACAGGAAGUGACUCUGGCUAUGAAGGGUGUUCUUCACCCUUCAGUGACCUGUCCUCUCCUCUGAACUCUGACCGGGUUUGGGAAGACUCGUUCAGUACCGAACUUUUCCCCCAGCUUCUCCUCAGUGCCCAUAUGGACCAAUCCAUUUGUACUUCAUCUCCUGUUGAUGCCGUUUCUUUCUGGAGUCAUAGCUCAGAGUUUGAUGUACAUUUUUAAAUACAUCUGUGAUAAAUCUAAUACUGCCGUGCAUUGCACCCUUUUCUUUCAGUAUUGCCAGGUUAUCAGGCUUUACCAUACAGCUUUCUUUAACUGAAAAAGAUAUCUGCCAAUGUCUUAUCUUUUCUUAAGGUAAAAUUGUUCUGUGAUUCAGGAAGGGUCAGCUUAGAGCACAAUAUAAAUCUUAUUGAUUGGAAACCUGUUUUUAUUUUUUUUUUUUACUGUUGUACCCCAAAAGCACAAGAGGUACAUUUCUUCAAUCCAAUGGUGAGAUUUCUUAUUUCGAUAAGAAGCAAGGCAAACGGUUAUUUAUUUAUUUAUGUAUUUUUGUUUUUCUAAGUACAACUUGCUCAGUGGUAGUUUCCCUUCCGUAAUUGGGCACAGUGCGCCUAUCCUUGUCACUGCAUUGGUGUGCAGUGAUGGAAGCCACACACAACCUUUAUCUCAGUAAUUAUCUUUUUUUCUGUGCUGUUUUCCAUCUUUUUUUUUUUUUUUUUAAGAAAGAAAAACAAAUCUAGGUCAUUGAUGCUGUCACAAAGUAUAUACCAGUCUAUGAAAGAUUCAAUGCUCAUUAACCCCCAAACAAAGGAUUCAUUCCACCGCUUAAACGUGUUUGCCAUUCAUAUAGCAUCAUUUAUAGGUUAUUUCCAAUGAUAGAAUCCGAGCAACUUUUUGACGGGGCCGUGGGAGAAAGAUUAUGUGGGAGAAUGAUUCUACAUUUUGCCAAGUGUUCGUGGAAAUGAAAACUGAAGGGAAAGUAUUAAUGUAAAUGAAGUAUUUCUCAUACAUGUAGCUUGCAGAGUUGUUAGGAGAGUAGCAUUCAGUGUGGCAUCAUAAUGUACAAACACAGACUUCUAUUUCUGUGAUUAGAUGUGGUCAUUCUUUUUCUAGCUAAGAUGGUGCUGGAAGAUAUUUCUGGUGCCACAUAAGUACAAAAUGCAUUGUGUUGGCCAUCUCUGGUUAACUCAUUGCCACAUUUUUUUAAUUCCGUUUAAUCUAUAGACUUUCCCAUUAGUUAAACGGUCUUUAGAUUCGGCCUGAUUUUGCUGAUUUUAAAGAAACAUUUUUGUUUGUACCUGCGAUUACCUAUUUUCAGCAAGUUUGCCUUUCUGUUAAAGAUUUUCAGUUGUAUUCCACAAAUGUCCUUGUAUAUAACUUCUACCCACAGGGGGAGAAAUGUACAGAACCACAGUAUCCUGCAGAUCAGACUUGUAUUUUAAAUUUACUGUGUAAAUGAGAUGAUUAUAUAUAUUUCCACCAUUUUUAUUUUAGAGGUUAAGAAAUUUGCUUUCUCCAUUUAAUAUUUAAAACUACUAUGCCAUUAAAGUGCAAUAAAAAACA